Messenger RNA from Dunckerocampus dactyliophorus (ringed pipefish), 1825 nucleotides. RefSeq lists its product as uncharacterized. The transcript is spliced from 5 exons. The coding region runs from base 589 to 1407 and encodes 272 amino acids. The record is from RefSeq and is a predicted model, not a curated record. NCBI's taxonomy places the organism in Eukaryota, Metazoa, Chordata, Actinopteri, Syngnathiformes, Syngnathidae.
GGUUUUCUUUCCAGCCGGUCACUAAAGCAGGUGAUUUUAAUGAUCAACACCUUCAGUUUGAGGGAAGGAGCUCAUCAAAUAAAUCACCUGCUGGAGGUGGUCGGAGAGAAUACCUGCAGCGUCUCGGCCCUCCAUAGCACGAGUUUGACACAUGUGACCUAGAGGCUUUUGCCUUUUUAUAUAAGCUAUUUCUGGAGUGGAGGUAAUAUUUAUUGUUCCUACAACCUGGAUGAGCAACAAGACUUGUCAGGCUCUGUACAACCACAAUAAUAGUAAGCAAACGUUUCGAUACAGCUCUCAUCAUGUGUAAUUGUGAUACAUGUGCUCCGUCAGUGUACAUUGUGUGUUUGUGUGCUUCUACGUACCGAUGAGCCUCUGUAGGCACUGUGCAGUAUCCUAAAGGGGCUCACCCUUUGCCAUCUUGUACAGGAUGGUUCUGAAGUUGAAUGGGAGGCGGACACAUCCCAUCACCUCCACCACAUGCUGCUUUCUGUUUGGUAUGUCGUACUGCAGCCACUGGAUUGCAGCAUCAUAAACCUGAAAGGAGAGGAUACAGCAGGAGUCGCAUGACGCUGACGUCAUUUCGGAAUGUGGACUCCAUUGUACGAAAUAAGUGAACCGAAAACACUUUGGGAUACUGUACAUCAGAUCUGCAGAAAAUGCUCCGUUGUCUGUGCACUUGCUGCCACUCCAAUGAAAACAACGAGGCAGCCUCUCCUGCAGCCCUGCCCAUCUCAGCCAAAUGGAGCCGAAUCUGCCAGGCUAACAAGGCCAGUAAAAAAUGAUGCCCAGCCUGCGAAGCGCAUGGGUCGACUGGUGAUGAGGCGGGUCUGCGUGCAAGAACUGGAUCUGAGGUUUUCUGAUGUGGCCGAGACCUUCAAUGAGCUGCAAGAACGCUAUGAGUCCGUGGUUCGACACAUCAGAAACCUGCAAAAAAAUUGCGGCUGUGCUUUGAAUGACGAUCAUCUGACUAUAUCCCAUUGUGUGGGGAAGAUCUGUGAAGAACACAGGAACAAAUACACAGUCUUCCUAAGCAUGAAGGGCUAUGACUUUACCCUCUCCGUGGUGCCUGUGGGGUCCCCAGGGCAAAUGAAUGAGCACUUGGUGUCUCCAGCUCUGCGAUUAGCUCAAGAAGAGGUGAAGUGCACUUCCGAGAACACAAAGGCCGUCAUAUCCAAGGGUACGACUCUUCAAGAGUUAAUUGGUUGGCUGCUCCGUAGCAAGGUUCAAAUGGCCGAGCAGGUCAAGAAGGUCGCAGAGACUUACCAGGAGCAGGGAAGACUUAAUGAGAAUUUGGAGGAGAACAUGAAGCAAGUGAGAAGGGCGAAGGAGUUGUCCCUGAAAUACAGACAGCGUGCUGGAGAGGUCCUUACUGAGGCAGCUCAAAUUGCUGGUGCUCCGUUGUAGUUUGUGCUUGUUUCUUAACUAACUUCACUGACUAAACUCCAUGGUAAUCGCACAGGCACAAAUAAUGUAUUGAUAUACUUUUCUGGAGAAUGCUGUGAUUGUAUCAUAUUACUUACAAUAACUAUUUUUUUGUCUUUUGAACUCAACAAUUACUGAUAAAUCUGGCUUUUAAUUUGUGUUGUAGUUGUCGAACUUCCUUGCGUAACCGCCAGGGGGCAGUAGACAUACAUGGACUAUACAGAAGCCCUUACAAGAGCGAAGCCCUUACAAGAGCGACUCCCUGGGUCAAGAGAAAUGUAAGGUCAUGUUGGGGUUAUUUUUGACCGUCACCGUGGCUAAAUAUAAUUCUUCUUUAGCACUCUAAGACUGCUAUAAACAGAAUAUUCAAUUAUUUUGAUGUGCCUUGGUUCUUAUUUCA